UCAGCCUCUCCCAUCCUCGGAGACAGCCGCCAGCACUCCGAGACGCGCUCUGCAAGAGGAACGAUGAAGCUGUUGGCACUGCUGAUCCUGGUCGGCGCGGCGGCCGCCGGUCGCCUGGAGAACACAUACCUCCCUCCGUCGUCGGCGGCGACAGCAGGGGGCGCCCCGGGCUCCAUCUCCGCUCCCUUCGGCGGCUCCGGAGCUCCCGGAUUCCCGAAACCCAGCAGGUUCCCCGGAUCCGGAGCUGGCUCGUAUCCUGGAGCCGGAGCUGGCUCGUAUCCUGGAGCUGGAGCCGGGUCGUUCCCCGGAUCCGGAUCUGGGUCGUACCCUGGAGCCGGAGCUGGAUCGUACCCUGGAGCCGGAGCCGGGUCGUUCCCCGGAUCCGGAGCUGGGUCGUACCCUGGAGCCGGAGCUGGCUCUUAUCCCGGAGCCGGAGCUGGAUCAUACCCCGGAGCCGGAGCUGGGUCGUACCCCGGAGCUGGAUCUGGAUCCUACCCCGGAGCUGGAGCUGGCUCUUAUCCCGGAGCCGGAGCCGGGUCGUACCCCGGAGCCGGAGCCGGAGCCGGAGCCGGAGCCGGACCGUUCCGCAGACCUGGGCCCGUCGGGCCGGUCGGGCCGCAGGUGCCCAUCUUGAGAUACGACAACAGCCCCAAUGCUGGUGAUGGCAGCUACUCUUACAGCUACGAGACCGCCAACGGCAUCGCGGCCGGCGAGGCGGGAGUGCUGAAGAACGCCGGCGUGCCCGGAGCCGAGGCAGAGGCCGUUCAGGGCUCCUACACCUACACCGACAACGAGGGAAACACCUUCACCGUCUCCUACACCGCCGACGAGAACGGCUUCCAGCCGCAGGGCGCCCACCUGCCCACCCCGCCGCCCAUCCCGGAGGCCAUCCUCAGGUCGCUGGAGCAGAACGCCGCUGAGGAGGCGGCGGCCGCACGCUACCCCGGAGCCGGAUUCCCCGGAGCUGGCUCUCCCGGAGCUGGAUUCCCCGGAGCUGGUGCUCCCGGAGCCAAGUACGGCGUUCCCGGAGCGGGUUUCCCCGGAACUGUAUUCCCCGGAGCCGGAUCACCCGGUGCUGGAUUCCCCGGAGCUGGUGCUCCCGGAGCCAAGUACGGCGUUCCCGGAGCGGGUUUCCCCGGAACUGGAUUCCCCGGAGCCGGAUCGCCCGGAGCUGGAUUCCCUGGAGCGGGCUCGCCCGGAGCCAAGUACGGCGUUCCAGGCGCUGGGUUCCCAGGAGCCGGUGCACCCGGAGCCGGAUUCCCCGGAGCUGGGCAGUACCGCCCCCAAGUGUCUUCCUUCAAGCGGCCAACCCCCACCCUGCCGGGCUUCAACCCCCAGAGCGGCUACUCCUACCCCAAACCCGGCAAAUAAACAUCCUUGAUUCCACCCGUUGCAGAUACCUUCCCUAACCCUACCGAGACCACAGCACCGCCCACGGAACGCGAUCGAUGACGAAUGGUGCUACCGACUAACACGCAGAUCUAUUAUAUGUAUUUAUUUUGUAUUUUUUUAAUAACGUCUGUACAACUUUUGCAUUACACUACUGCGGCAUUAGCUUAGUAUUCGCUGGCUGGGAGCUCGAAACGUUCCAGCGAGUGUUUUGUGUGCCUUAGGUACAAAAGUAGAUUCAUACGGUGAACUUCGUUUGAACGAGAAGUUUGCAUUUGUUGUGAUGUGUUUUUGUACGAAAAAAAAGAAGCAAAAUAAAAAUUGCCUAAAACAA
Messenger RNA from Bacillus rossius redtenbacheri, 1723 nucleotides. Its product is annotated as pupal cuticle protein 36a-like. The record is from RefSeq and is a predicted model, not a curated record. Gene Ontology annotation, cellular component: chitin-based extracellular matrix. The coding region runs from base 64 to 1371 and encodes 435 amino acids. Gene Ontology annotation, molecular function: structural constituent of chitin-based larval cuticle. The transcript is spliced from 3 exons. NCBI's taxonomy places the organism in Eukaryota, Metazoa, Arthropoda, Insecta, Phasmatodea, Bacillidae.